AUGGCGUUCAAGAGUCUACUCCUCAUAUCUUCUUUGCUCCAUUAUGCUGUUUCGCAAAACUUACCACCUGGAGUUAAUCCACCACUGGCACAGUCGUGCGGACCUUCCAGCUCCAAUGUCGUCUGCGUGAACCGUUACGCCUCCGUGAUGCCCUAUCACUUUUAUCGAAAGCCGAGCGAAGGGACAAACGACAUACCGUUUGCGAAGACACACGUCCCGAACGACACUUCUUUCAGUCUCGUUGGCAGAGCCAACUUCCUCGUGUUCGACCAACAGCGAGCAUUGGAGAUACUUGGAUCAAGUCCGACUUACGACAAAGUCUUUAAUGUCUCGGAAGCCGUGCACGAGGCACCUGUCUAUGUACCGAGCUUGAACAAGUUGUUCUUGAGCAAUCUUGCGCCUCCGGCUGGUGUGCUGAAGCCUCAGCUGGUGAUUGAUCUCAACAGCGACCCACCAACUCUGAGCGAGUUCUUCAGCGAUCCACCAGUGUAUGCUCCGAACGGUGGAACCUUCCACGAUGGCCUGAUCUACUGGGGAGCUUCUGGCGGCAACACCAGCAUCGGAGGAAUCGAGCAACGACCGGGCAUCCAGACGUUGGACCCACACACCAACAAGACGAAGGUGUUGCUCAACAACUACUUUGGCUUCUACUUCAAUACAGUGGAUGAUCUGUUCGUCGACAAGACGGGCGCUAUCUGGUUCACAGACCCGCAGUAUUCUUGGUUCAAUCGCUUAGUCGAUACUCCACCACAGCUCCGGUCCGCCAGCUACCGCUUUGAUCCAAAGACGGGCGUGGUACAGGUGGUGGAUGACACCAUUGUCCAGCCGAACGGUAUAGCCAUGGAUCCGGAGUGCAAGCACAUCUACAUUUCUGAGACGGGGGCUGAGACAGGAUCGAUCGUUGCUGGCGGUCCUCCUGGGUCGCCGUUCAACCAAACUGGUCUCCGUGCGGUGUACAAGUACGACUUGACGGAUGGCGGGACUCAUAUUGCCAACAAGCGGCCGAUCUGGUAUGCCCAGGACUGGGUUCCAGAUGGUCUCAAGGUGGCGGCGAAUGGGUACAUCGUGACCGGCACUGGGUACGGUGUUGACGUCUUGGACCCGUAUGGUGUGUUGAUUGUGCGCAUUCAAACAGAUUUUGUGGUGCAGAACAUGGCGUGGGUGGGAGAUGAUCUAACGGAGAUGUGGCUGACGGGACAAGGAGGGUUGGCGAGAGUGAGGUGGAACCUCAAAGGACAGGAUCUGGCCAGCUCGUCUUCGUGA
Saxophila tyrrhenica is the source of this 1263-nucleotide messenger RNA. RefSeq lists its product as uncharacterized. The record is from RefSeq and is a predicted model, not a curated record. The transcript has a single exon. Lineage: Eukaryota; Fungi; Ascomycota; Dothideomycetes; Mycosphaerellales; Extremaceae. Bases 1 to 1263 code for a protein of 420 amino acids.